Phlebotomus argentipes is the source of this 4954-nucleotide messenger RNA. RefSeq names its product chitin synthase chs-2-like. The record is from RefSeq and is a predicted model, not a curated record. Gene Ontology annotation, cellular component: cell septum; cell periphery. Gene Ontology annotation, molecular function: chitin synthase activity. The coding region runs from base 583 to 4905 and encodes 1440 amino acids. The transcript is spliced from 7 exons. Lineage: Eukaryota; Metazoa; Arthropoda; Insecta; Diptera; Psychodidae.
UAUGGAAUUAUCAAAUGGAAAUUUAAUACGAAAGUUUUCUUUUCCUUGAAUUGGACACUUUUGAUGCCAAGAAACACUGAAAAUUAUGCUAAGAUUGAACAUAACCUCAAAAAUAGUCAUUUUAACUUGGAAAACGUCCAUUUAGACAAGUUUCUAGACAAUUUUUACUGUAAAUUGGAUAAUUUUGUGAUCUAAAAAGCUUGAAAACAGGGUUUUUAAAGAUCUUUUAGUGAUAUUUUUGAGGUUAUGAGCAGAAAAGAUGUCCAAAAACAGCGUUUUGAAGUCAUUUCUUAUGAUUUUUGCAGAAAUAUCGAAUGGAAUCUUAAGAGACUUCGAGUUCUAGAAGUUUACAGUUGGUGUACAGCUUUAAGGGCAUAUUAUCUCCCCCUUGUCCGUUCUUCUGUGACGCUUUUCUGGAUAAAAUGUGGAUGAUUUCGGAUAUCAGUGACUGUUAGAAGUGACAAAAAGAAAAAUCUGUGAAAGAAAAAAAUCUCGAUCUCAUCACAAUCUUUAAUGUAAUUUGAGUGAAAAUGCACAAGGACAGGAUUCAGGAUCGCUACGAGGACUCCUCGACGUCCGAAGAUGAAGAAAACACUCACAUUACCAGAUAAAGAUGGCACGUACGUGGCGGAACUGCCUAAGACGGAGCACUUGACCUGGAUCUGGGCCGUUGUCUUUGCCUUCGCCUUCCCAGAACUUGUGACAUUCGUCAGAGCGUGCAGAAUAUGUCUGUUCAAGAACAUCUUUCGGCCUGCUGUGCGUCAACAGCUGAUCAUCACGGCCUUUGAGUGUUCACACGUGAUCGGCUGUGCGAUCCUCGCCUUCAAAGUCCUCCCACAGAUGGACGCCAUGAAGGGCGUCAUGCUGACCAACUGUCUGUGUCUCAUUCCUGCCAUCCUGGGCCUCCUGUCGCGCUCCACCGCCGCCAAGGCCUUCCUGCCCAAGAUCCUGAUCGAUCUCCUCGCGAUCGCUGUGCAACUCACGGCCAUCUUCCUCUGGCCCAUCAUCGACGGCGACAUGUCACAGAUGCUGUGGAUUCUCUCGGCCAGCGUCCUCAUAUCAGCUGGCUGGUGGGAAAACUACGUGUCCGCGCAGAGCUUCAUGCAACCGAUACGCUGGAUUGCCGAUAUAAAAAGCAAGAUUGGACGGAGCAGAUAUUACGUUUACCUCUAUCUUGGCCCACUUAAAAUCCUUAUCUUCUUCCUUAUGGCUGUGUCUCUCAACGAGUUUAAACUCCGGCAGUAUUUCCGAGAAUUCACAGAUGGCUGGAAAAACCACACGAUCACCGUUCAUGGGGCACAAACACACUUCAGUGACAAUCUUCCGGAAAUGCCUCAAGUGUACGAGAGCGGUUCCUUCACCGUGGAAUCUCAUCACUUGGCCAUUUGCUGGAUUCUGGUGGCACAGAUUCUCACUGGCUACUUCAGCUACUUCUUCGCUCGAUUCGCUUGCAAAAUUCACAUCCAGAGUGUGAGCUUUUCGCUUCCACUCUGCUUAACUGUGCCCAUCAGUCUCACGACACUCUUCAUCCUCGCUGGCUAUCGGGAAAGUCACACUUGCACCUUCCAGGACAUCAUUCCCAAUUAUCUCUUCUUCAUCACGCCACGGGCUGAGGAUUUGUUGGUGUAUGUGCGACAGGAUUAUGUGUGGUUGUGGGUGUUGUGGCUCUUCUCUCAAGUCUGGAUAACAUUGCACAUUUGGUGGUCGAGAUGCAAUAAGAAUGCUCCAACGGAUACACUCUUUGUCCUGCCAAUGUAUAAUGGUUUACUGGUGGAUCAAUCAAUGACACUCAACAGGAGACAAUUUCCCGAAGAGGAAAUCACAAAGACAGUGGAUAUUUCUGGUCAGGAGGAUGAGAUUGAUGUGAGUAAAUUCACUGAACACAUUCAAUUGCAAGAACUCGAGGGAAUCAAGUCCAGUGAUCGCAUACCACAAGUGUAUGUGUGUGCAACAAUGUGGCAUGAGACCAAGGAGGAGAUGAUGGAGUUCCUCAAGUCCAUUUUGCGUCUGGAUGAGGAUCAGUGUGCUCGAAGAUUAGCAUGGAAGUUCAUUCAGCGCACAGACGAACCCGACGACGAGUACUACGAACUGGAGACACACAUCUUCUUCGAUGACGCCUUUAUGGAGAAGGACAAGUGUGAUGAUCCUGAUGGAUCACCUAUUAACACAUAUGUGAAGAUCUUGAUCAACAAUCUCGAGGAGGCGGCAAGAGAAGUGUACAAGCAGAAGAUGAAGAUCUAUCCACCCACGAAGAUUGUCACACCGUACGGGGGACGUUUGAUCUGGGUGUUGCCCGGCAGGACGAAAAUGGUGGCACAUUUGAAGCACAAGGACAAGAUCAGGAAGAAGAAGCGCUGGUCACAAGUCAUGUACAUGUACUAUCUCCUCGGCUAUCGCAUCAUGCAGCGCGAUGUGUCGCCGGAGCGGAAGAAGGUCAUCGCGCAGAACACUUACCUUCUCGCCUUGGACGGUGACAUUGACUUCCAGCCGAAUGCCGUUCAACUCCUUCUCACGCGCAUGAAGAUCGAUCCGGACCUCGGAGCCGCGUGCGGACGGAUUCAUCCGGUCGGCAGUGGUCCGAUGGUGUGGUAUCAGCGCUUCGAGUAUGCCAUCGGUCAUUGGCUGCAGAAGGCCACGGAGCACGUCAUCGGCUGUGUGCUGUGCAGUCCUGGCUGCUUCUCCCUCUUCCGCGGACGCGCUCUCAUGGAGAACAGCGUGAUGAAGAAGUACACGACCAAGUCCGAGGAGGCGCUGCACUAUGUGCAGUACGAUCAGGGUGAGGAUCGGUGGUUGUGCACACUUCUGCUGAAGCAGAAGUUCCGCGUUGAGUACUCCGCCGCCUCCGAUGCCUACACACACAGUCCGGAGGGCUUCAAUGAGUUCUACAACCAACGAAGAAGAUGGGUUCCCUCGACAAUAGCCAACAUCCUAGAUCUGAUCUUCAGCUACAAGAUGAUCGUGAAAGCCAACAGCAGCAUCUCCAUGCCUUACAUUGUCUAUCAGUUUGUCAUGAUGAUUGGCACAAUUCUCGGUCCAGGCACCAUUUUUCUCAUGAUGAUUGGAGCAAUUGUUGCGGUCUUUGGCACCAGCAUCUGGACAUCCUUCCUCUGGAACUUCAUUCCGCUGUUCUUCUUCAUGAUUCUGUGCUACUUUGCCAAGCAAAAGUACCAAUUGAUUGCCGCCUUCUUCAUCACAUCUGUCUAUGCGAUGGUGAUGAUUGCUGUGGUGAUUGGAAUUGUCAUGCAAACACAGGAGGAUGGCAUCAAUUCACCAUCUUCCCUGUUCUUCCUCGCUGUCGCUGGUCAGAUCAUCGUGACGGGUUUGAUGCAUCCACAGGAAGCUUGGGCUCUCAUCUGUGGCAUUGUCUACUACAUCACCAUUCCCUCCAUGUACAUGCUUCUGAUCAUCUACUCCCUCUUCAACAUGAACGACGUCUCCUGGGGCACCAGAGAGAAUCCCCAGCCCACCACUCAAGCCACCACCGCCGCCGCUGCUGCUUCGCCCACUCAGAAUCGCUUCCAGCGCCUCCUGGGCUUCCUGCAGGUGAACAAGCAGGAAGAGGGGACACUUGACUUGUCCUGCGGCGGAAUCUUUCGCUGCAUGUGCUGCACACAUCCCAAGGAUGACGCCAGUGACGCCCAUCUCAUGCACAUUUCCACCCAACUCACGGAAAUCACCAGCAAAAUGAGGGAUCUCGAAGCAAAACUCUCCGGAGAAGUGACAGUGAUGACAGACAACAAGGAGGAUCACGAAACCAUCUCACCGCCACCAAAUGAACCCACACUGGAAGAGGUGUUCUGUGAGCCCGAACGUCCUGUAAUCUCCCUUCCCGAUUGGCUCUACGAUGAGGAUCUGAGGAAUGGUGACAAUGACACUCUUCCGCUGGCGGAGGAGAAAUUCUGGAAUGACAUCAUUGAUCGCUACCUGAAGCCAUUGGAUCUGUCUGAGGAGGAGAAGAGCAAAGUGGCGACAGCAUUGAAAGAUCUGAGAGACAUGUCAGUCUUUGCCUUCAUCAUGAUCAAUGUGAUCUUCGUGCUCACGGUGUUGCUGCUGCAGAUGAACAAGGAUGACAUUCACAUUCGAUGGCCAUUUGAGGUGAAGAACUUCAUUGAUUACGACACCGCCAACAAUGAGAUCACAAUUGUGCGUGAGUAUUUGGAAUUGGAUCCCAUUGGAUUGCUCUUUGUCGCCUUCUUUGGCAUCAUUCUUGCCAUUCAAUUCGUCGCCAUGUUGAUUCAUCGCUUUGGCACACUGGCGGAAAUUCUCGCUGCCACCAAUUUGGAUUGGUAUUGUGUGAAGAAGGCCAAUGAGCUGUCACCACAGAUGGAUCUCAAGAGUCAAGCGGUGAAUAUUGCCAAGAAGGCACAACGACCACAGCCACAGUGGGAUGAGGAGGACAUGAAGGAGGAACAGAGAGCAAUUGGACGACGACGUGACACCAUCCAGAAGAUUCUCUAUCAGCACAAUCAGAAGCACGAUUGGAGUAAUCUGGAGAGGAACUUCAAGAGGCGCUACUUCAAGGAGGGCGACUUGGAUUUGGGUCGCUUAACUGUGCGACGUGAGACAAUGAAUUUGCUGAACAAUCGACGAACGACACAAAUUGAGCAACGCAAGUCCAUGAGUCGCAAUCGUCAGUCGAUGGUGGGCAUCAACGGUGUGACACCUGUGCCGCCGGGAAUGCGCUGGGAGAGAACGAGACCAAUUGCACCAAGAGAGAGCAUGAUCACGACGCGACCGCAGUUGAUGCCAGCACAGCCAAGAAUUGAGUACGAUCUCAACAACAGACCAUACUGUGAUCUCACCGAGGGUGGCCAUGACAAUCACUCCUUCACAGAUGAUCCACUCGAUCCCAGGGCGUCCAAUGAGAUAUCACGUCGCAACACUCAGAGAGUGCACUUCCAAUGAUUGCUGGAUUGGAAUGAUUUCAAUUAAGGUCUAACAAUAAAGAUAUUUC